This is a messenger RNA of Sardina pilchardus (European sardine), 1532 nucleotides long. RefSeq names its product V-type proton ATPase subunit e 1-like. Lineage: Eukaryota; Metazoa; Chordata; Actinopteri; Clupeiformes; Clupeidae. Gene Ontology annotation, biological process: proton transmembrane transport. Gene Ontology annotation, molecular function: proton-transporting ATPase activity, rotational mechanism. The coding region runs from base 122 to 367 and encodes 81 amino acids. Gene Ontology annotation, cellular component: proton-transporting V-type ATPase, V0 domain. The record is from RefSeq and is a predicted model, not a curated record. The transcript is spliced from 3 exons.
ACCGGCCGCUGUUCCUGAUGUGUUCCAGAGUACGUAGUAAAGGAGUGAAGUUUGACUGUAGCUGAAGUUAGACUACUUAACCGGCAGAUUCUCGAGAAAGUGAUUGGAUUCUUUGUAAACCAUGGCAGAACACAACUUUGCCAUUCCGAUGGCUGUUGUAACGCUGUUUUGGGGUUUUGUUGGAGGAGUUGUACCGUGGUUUAUUCCCAAAGGACCCAACCGUGGGGUCAUCAUUACAAUGUUAAUACUGACAGCUGUCUGCUGUUACUUGUUUUGGCUGAUAGCAAUCCUGGCACAGCUGAAUCCUCUGUUUGGGCCAGCCUUGAGCAAUGACACCAUUUGGUAUCUGCAGUAUCACUGGCCUUAAAGCACAAUUCACCACACCACAGACACAAACGAUUUUCUCAGCAUUUCACCACUGAUGAAGACCUUGAGGACCAAAACAAAAUAUCUACUCUUGUCACUCUCAGACAGUUUUGAGCUCGGAACCUGAUUGAUCUUGCCAUCGUUUUAUUCAGAUACUUUGUGAAGGCUCUUCAAUUCUCUGGGUUGAUGAAUUGGAAAGAGGACAGGAGCAGUACUCUGCAGCUCACAGUUCCCUCAGUCUGCUUUGAAUUCAAUAUGUUUUCCCACUAUUCUGUAUGGAAUUCUUGUGCCACUUGACAGACAGAAGAGGUAAAAGUGCAAGUUUCUUGUCUGCACAAAGCAUCAUUCAGCCUCGCUUUUUGUUUAGGUUUUGUGUUUCUGCUGAGUAACCCCCUAUUUAGUGAAAAGGUUGGCACGAGGCCCUGGUACGCGGGCGGAUUCUAAGCAGUGGGUGCAAUGCAGACUCCUCAAGAUUGCCCAGAGCCUUGGACAGGGGCCUGAGCUGACAGUCUUGGAACUUCCCAUCAAAGUAGCCCAAUCCCCCACCCCAUUUCCAUUCUUGAAGCCUUGAUGAGAACUCCAAAGGUUCUUUAUAAACCAUCAGGUUGCAGAAACUCUGACCCUAAAUUCCCCUAUGUCUGGUAAAUUUGAAGUUAUUGAUUACACUGAGGGAAAUCAGUUCAUGCUCUCAAUUCAUUUUGCCUUAAGAAUAUUUGAAUAUUUUCUCUGCAUGAGGAGUUUGUUAUUUGUGUGCCUUUUGAUCUGCUAAGGUAUGUCUGUUCAAUUAUGGAAAUGGAUGAUUGUGUUUUUCACCUCAAUGCCAUGAUUCAAUAGCACAAUUAACUGAUUUUGUAAUUAAGAUUGAUUGCUGUUAUUAUAUACAUUUUUUCGAUGCUCAUCGCCAUCAACAUAGAAUAUGUUUUUUUUUACUGGUUCUUCCAGAUUGCCAAAUAAUUACGAGUUCAUGUUUGACUCUUGAAUUGAAUGUCUGAUUGUUUGUUUGUGCAUCUGUGUCUUUUAAGUGGCUUUUGUUUUGCUAGGUCAUUACUAGUUCUGGCAAACCUAAAUUGCUGCAGAUCUAUAAUAUAAUGCAGUAUUCUUUAGUUUUAAAUCACAUCAAAGCUGUUUACAUGAUGAGAAUGAAAAUUAAAUUAUUUUCCAUUUAA